Drosophila kikkawai is the source of this 987-nucleotide messenger RNA. RefSeq lists its product as uncharacterized. Gene Ontology annotation, cellular component: endomembrane system. Gene Ontology annotation, biological process: vacuolar proton-transporting V-type ATPase complex assembly. Lineage: Eukaryota; Metazoa; Arthropoda; Insecta; Diptera; Drosophilidae. The record is from RefSeq and is a predicted model, not a curated record.
AUGCUCAAGUCGACGAUCGUGGACACCAGGGUGCGCCUGGUGCCCUCUGAGAAAGUGUUGACCUUUCUGGACGCCCAGAAGGAACACUUUAAGCUAGUGCCUGAAAAUGUGGCUAGGCUGAUGAAGCUCAAGGGUUACAAGCUGCCCGUCAGCACAAAAAUAAUCAAAGAUCGGGAUGUCCCCAGCCAGCGUCCGAAGAUCGAUCAAGACCAACUAAAAAAGCUUAUUGCUGACAUACCCGACCUACCAGAAAAGACUGCCGAUGCAAUGAAGCCUGUUUCCUCACAGGAAACGGAAGAGGAUACGGAGCAAGAUGAACCACGUACGGAGAUAAAGGAUGUCUUGUAUCUAAGUGACCUGCAUUGGCUCACUGAUGUUCUUCAUGAUUUACGGCGUGAGGAGCACUCUGAGGUCUUUCUCCACGAGCUGAUCGAGACCUGUGAGAUGGUGCUGCCCGAGAACGAGAUAAAGCAGCGCGAUCCUGAGCUGGAAGCUCGCUGCCAAAGACUACGUGAAGAGCAGCAGAACCGGGAGUACCACAAGAUGACCAAGAACGUGGAUGCUGGCCUGAAGAAUUUCCCUGAAGACACAAUUUCUUAUCAGAUUAAGAGCAUCAACAAGCAGAUCAUUGCCGUGGCGCAGUUCAUCUUCUCCGUGGCCGCUGGCUUUACUUUCGGCUUCUUUGGCGUUAACCUAAUGGUGGGCCCACUGCCAUUCGGCUUUCGCAUUCUCCUGGGCGUGAUUGUGGCCCUCAUCAUAGCUCUGGCCGAGAUGUACUUCCUGGCCAAGAAGCUGCAUGAAUACGACGAGGUGCUCGAUGCGCCCAAGCGGAAACCGCAGGCAACCACGCCGGUGAAACGGAGGCAGAUCGUCAAAUCGGGCGGAAGUGGUGACCAGAAAUUGAAGCCGCAUGCCGAUUAAGUUCCAUUAUCCUUGUAUUAUUUCGCGUUGCAAUGUUAGGUUAUAUAAAUAGCUGUAAAAGUUUUA